UUUUUUAUACCAAUUUGUAUUUAUUUUGCUAAUAAAAUGGCAGAUUCGACUUUGACCACAUUUCCGGAGGAUCCAAAAUGUCCCAAAGUUUGUAAAGAUAUCGGUGCAUUUAAAAAAGUGGAGAUGGCUAAAGAAGAGCCUAAAGAAAAGGAAGAAGCGAAGGCCGCUUCUCCUGCAGCAGCUGCUCCUGCGGCAGUAGAAGAAAAGGCGACGAUCAGACCACCGCCGAGCGGGGAAGAGUAUCUACCUAAUCUCAGGCCCGGCCAGGACGGCAAGGUAGACUGGACUCCCCUCGGAACCAUGACGGGCACCAGGCCCGGCGUCAACAAGUACUCCAUCAGCCGGUACUCGCUCAGCGAGUGGCGCGCGCACAACGACCGCGUGCUCGACCCUUCCUGCAUUACGGAGUCUAACAUAGUCGACUACAACGCCAAAACGGCCAUCAUGCAAGCUUUCGGCAACAUCGACAAGAAGCAGCUCGAAAACAACAAGAGACUCAAGCAGAAAGCAAAAGAUAUCUUCAGAUGGAAAGUUGAAGUAGAAAAAGCCUGUAAAGCGAUUACGGAGGAGGUGGAAAUGCUCGAGAUCGACCGACAACGGCUGAAAGGAGCUUCAAGAGUACUGAUGUUGCCUGAAUCAAUAUCAAAAGAGUGCUUAGAUCUUCGCUCCAACCGCUUCGUACCAGAUUUAGUAGCCGACCUAGCGGAGCAGGAACUUAUCAAAGAAAUGAACUUAGUCAGCGAAGUAAGAGCCACGUUAUCCAAGACUUUAGACAAUAUUGAAGCACAAAUGGCUAUUAACAAAGCCGCUAAGCAUCGAAUCGAGUACGACUGGUGUGAUAAAAACAUGGCGUACGGUGGUGAAACGCUCAAUCUAGGACUUACUCCAAAAUCUCCUACCAUUUUGUUCAGACCUGGAUCUACAAGAUUCGCUGACUACUCAGCUCCUUUAGAGUACUGGGAGUUCUUUUGCCGCGAGAAUGUGCAGCAGGUUGAAGCCGCUAGGCAAAAAUCUAGUGAUCUACGUGGCAGUCUCAACGCUAUACUAGUUAGUGGAGGUAGGAAGCUUAGAAACCAAGCGGAUAAGACCGACAUGGCCUUGGCAGAGACUGUCGCUUUGACUACAGAGUUAUGCACAAAAUUAGAAGAGACUUUACGAAGCACGGUCCAACGGAUUGCUGACAUGGAGACUCUGAUAGACAAUCUAAAAGCUUCCAUCCAAAAGAUGGACGCAGCGAUGAAAUUGGCUCAGACGAGACUGGACAACCGAAACCAAUGGCGACCUCACGGAGAGUCAGUGAGAGACCAACCUCACUUGGGUUUGAUAGAAGAAGUGAAGACUAUUCACGAGACAGUGACGUCACUGCUCGGACAGCUAAACAACGCGGAGCGGGUCCGAGAGGACCUGCUGAAGAAGAGGAUUGCGCUGGAGGCAGACAUAGCGUCGAAGAGGAAGACGUUGAACAUAGACAGGGACAGGUGCGGUAUGAUCCGCUCACACUAUCCGUCGGCUUCUGAAUUGGCAGGUUUUUAGAAUACAAAAUUUUCCAAAUUAUAUUGCAUAUUUCAUUUACAGAA
This is a messenger RNA of Leguminivora glycinivorella, 1577 nucleotides long. Its product is annotated as tektin-4-like. Gene Ontology annotation, biological process: cilium movement involved in cell motility; cilium assembly. The record is from RefSeq and is a predicted model, not a curated record. Bases 37 to 1533 code for a protein of 498 amino acids. NCBI's taxonomy places the organism in Eukaryota, Metazoa, Arthropoda, Insecta, Lepidoptera, Tortricidae. Gene Ontology annotation, cellular component: nucleus; microtubule cytoskeleton. The transcript has a single exon.